Molecule: messenger RNA, 3317 nt
Organism: Aphanomyces invadans
Lineage: Eukaryota; Oomycota; Saprolegniomycetes; Saprolegniales; Verrucalvaceae
Exons: 13
Coding region: 33-2666 (877 amino acids)
Biological process (GO): proteolysis
Molecular function (GO): zinc ion binding; metallocarboxypeptidase activity
Source: RefSeq, a predicted model, not a curated record
CGUCGUCAGCGUUUGACGACAUAGGCGGCGGCAUGAGAGGGUCGUCCACGACGCUAGUCGCUGCAUUGGUGCUCGUUGCGUCAUACGAGUAUGCAACUGGAAGAGAAAUGAUGAAAGAGCAUACGUGGUCGGCGAACGUCAGCGAUGCACAUUACGGCAUAGCUGAAGCUGCGGACAUCCACGACGGUUGCAAGUGGAAGCGGGUUUGGCAAGCAAACGUCACUUCCGACAAAAACGCGCUGUCCACUCAUGCACAUGUAAAUGGGCCGGGGUUCUCUAUCCGUGCCACAGAAGGAUUGAAUGAGUCAGCCCAAGUGGCGUUCACUCUCGAUAGCACCACGUUUCCCUCACAGGGCAAGUUGGUACUUCGCGCGCAAUUCCCAAGCAGUCGGGGACUGCGAUCGACGCUCAAGUUUGUCAAGCAUUCGAAGGAGCUUGUCGUAGUCCAAGGGAGCAGCGCACAUCCCACGAGUUUGAUUGUCCAUCCGGGGUCCCCACGAGCCAAAAGUAUAGCCACACCGACGACUCGACUUCGACUGAAGGAUUUCCCUUGCUUCCAAGAAAACAACCCGUUUACAUCAUCCGUGCACGAGUUUCUCCUGACAUGGGACUCGCAAUGGGUUCGAUGGCACGUCGACAACGUGUUUUUUGCUGAAGCCCCACGGCCGACUUCGUUCUUCUCCACCGAUGACGUCCACCCUCUUUCACUUGUCGUGGCGGUCGACCUCAUCCCAGAUAAUACCACACGUGGAGCUCAGCCCGAUGUUGCGCUCGCCACCGACGGUUCGGAUGCUUUUGUCGUGCAAGAACUGCUGCUCAUGGAGCAAACGUCGUCCGCGUGCGUACCCACCUUGACCAACCCGAACGACUGCCGACAGUAUGCGAUGGCCAAGUCCACGUCGGCCUUUCUCCCUCAGAUUCGAUCCGGAUCGUUGGAAGGGUCCUUGUCCCUUGAGCAAGUUUACGAGUUCGUGAACGACAUCGUGCCGGACCUGCUCACUGACUUUCCGCAUUUGUUUCGGACUGAAGUGAUUGGAACAUCCGUGGAAGGACGGCCGAUCGUCGCGCUAUGUCUCGGGGCGUGCCAUGCACCCUCUCCGGCCCCGCCCCAGGCUCUAUACACUGCGCUGCACCACUCCCGCGAGCCCAUGUCCAUGAUGAACUUGGUGUUUUUCAUCGACCAUUUGAUCUUGGGGCUGCGGGGCCAUGACCCCUCGAUCACAGCGCUGCUCUGGUCUCGCCAGCUCUGGUUCGUUCUCGUGGUGAACCCCGACGGGUACGCGUACAACGAGGCAAACAUGCCGAAGGACCCGGACGAGACGUUUUCGGGCCAACGAAAGAACCGGCACAAGUCGACGUGCAGCGAGACGGCCGACGUCGGCGUCGAUCUCAAUCGAAACUACGACGUUUGCUUUUCGCAGGAUGCCGUCGGUAGCAGCGACGAAGCGUGCGCCGAGGACUAUCGCGGACCAGCCCCGUUCUCCGAGCCUGAAACCCGCGCGAUUCGCGAUUUCGUCGACCGUCACAACUUUAGCACGGCAUUCAACUACCAUUCGUUCGGUCAGUACUUUAACAUUCCGUUCGCGUGUCAGCCCAAGGGCGUGCCCCCGCCGUUUGCCACGUCCGUGUACAACGCGCUCGCGGCCGACAUGACGUCGCGAAAUCGGUUUAAGUUUGGUCAGUCUUGGAAAGAGAGCAACUUGUACUCUGUGAACGGGGAAACGAGCGAUUGGAUGUGGCAGGCGCAUGGCAUCUUUGCCAUUUCUCCUGAGACUGGACCAAGCUUCGACGUCGACAACUUUCACGGGUUCUGGCCGUCCGACCCGUUGGUCAUCCACGACAUUUGCAACGAAUUGGUGCACUCGAACUACGUCUUGGCGAAGUGGGCGGGACCACAGUAUGCACUGAUCAUGCAGGUAUAUGCACCCAUCGCGCUCUCGGUUGCAUGUGCGAAUCCUAUUCGCGUCACAGGGAUGGAGCACUGUGAUCACGGACGACGGCAAAGUCGCGGUCAUCACGCUGGACCUCUCGGUUCGAAACAUCGGGCUCCGGUCGCCGCACCAACCAUUGCAAAUCGUCGCAACUGUGGGCCUCCAUGGUACCCCGAGCAGUCCUGUGUACACCCUACCGCCGCUCCUGCACGCGGCAGACCCUGCCAACGAUGCCGAACUGAUCAAGCUCGUCGUACCCCUCGAGACACCGUUGUCAGCUGCGGCGCCAGGUCACGUUUACACACUCCUUCGCGACGGCCGAACGUGCUCCAUGUUCCGCAUUUCGCUCGGCAAAACGACGAGCGAGUUCCAAGUGUGGCAGCCGUUGGUAUUGCCCCAGUGCGGAUCCUGUGCAGCGUUUGGAAGCCCAUUGUCAAACUCGACGCCUUCAAUCGGUGGAGAUAUCAACUGCAUGACGCUCGAUGCGUCCAUGGUAGAUGUGAAAGCAUCACCACCACUUCGCAAUUUCAUCGUCGGAUCGUCGUCGACCGAGGACGCCGACGACAUACCGACGGGGCGGCCCAUGGUUGCCGCAGCGCCAAAGCAGCCCCGCGGCACACUCAGUGUGGCCCAUCACGAAAAGAAAGCGCUUCUACUUGUCAGUCUUGUUGUUCUCCUCGGCAUGGUCGUCGGGCUCAUCGGACUCCGGCACGUCAAGGCCAAGCAGUCCGAUGAGUAUUCCAAGGUGUCCAAGUCCGAAACCCUCGAUGACGGAGAAGGGCUCGACAACAUGAUCGACAUGAUUUCCCCCAAAUGCAUCGCUGGGCAGGCUGCAAUCGAGAACGGGAGUCAGCUCGCCCAGCAGCGACGAGCACGAUCGCCCCAGCGGGACGACGACGACGACGAAUUGCUUCAAGAGCAUCCCGUAAAUCGUCGGGUUCGAUCUCCUCCGCCACCGUCCGCUCGUGACGAUAGCGGAAAUUAUAGCCAUGACGAAGUGUAACCUGUUUAACGACUCUUGUUUCAUGCAAGGUUGUUGACGUGCUUCGACGCAAUGCGCGCGCACACUUGUCCUAGUCCGUCUUCUUAAGCUCUUGCUGCUUCGCCUCGUUGGUUGUCGCGCUGUCGUCUGCCCCCCAUUGAAGCUUCCCUUGCGCUUGCAGACUCCGCGCUUCCAUGAUGAACCAGUUGAUCGACAACGUCAGCCCCACGGCAAGAAACAGAAACACAAACAUGUGGAUGGAGUCCUCGAUCCCGGUCCAAAUCGUCAGCCCGAUCACCAAAAGGAGUGUCACAAGUACCGCAUUAACGGCGAUCACGAACUUGUCGCCUGUGCCCGGCUCGAGCGCGGACUUGACGGCGUCCGCAAACACUCCCAUCGUCGCA